AAUCAGCCAGGGAAGUUUUGGUUCUCUCAAAGUCCGGUCAUCUCACUGUUCACAGAUUUUUGUGUUCAUCAACAAAACAGAGACCGCUGGAAAUUCCUGCAGGUAUUUCCAGAAUUAUAUGGUGACAAUGAUACACAUCUAACAGCAUACUGGCUGAUUGAUGGGGAUCAAAGUGAUGGAUGCUACAAUCUUCAGUGCAAAGGAUUUGUACCUUAUAAACAAUCAAAAUACAAAUUAGGAGCUAAAAUUAGACCGCUGUCCACUUAUGAUGGAGAUCAAUAUGAUAUUACUUUAAAAAUAUUCAAGGAUAAAACAACCGGAGACUGGGUGCUGCACGCUGGGCGCCGUGGGGACAAACCUAUUGGCCACUGGCCGAAGUCUCUUCUGCCGUAUCUAGAGGAAGCUGCUACUUUCGUCCAAUUUGGUGGCGACGUCUCUUAUCACCCCGGCGACAGGGCUCCCCCGAUGGGAAGCGGCCAUUCUCCUGAUGACGGCGACAAGAGGGCAGCGUAUGUUAAGGACGCUUUCGUGUUCACGCAGAUAGACGCGGUUGCGGUUCCCUCACCGGACGUACUCCAGAGUAAACCGGAGUGUUAUAGUUUCCCUUUUGGAGGAUACCACGCGUAUGCUCCGGCUUACGUUGGUGGUCCCGGUGGUUGUUCUUCUUAGAAAUUAUUAUAGCAUGCAUAUAUAAACCCGUCAAUAAUAAUAAGGCCGCUGUGGUUGCUUCCGAGAAUUGUUUGCUUGUGUCGCCCUUUUGCUUUGCUGAGAUUUAUGUUUCCAGUGGUUGGUGAUCAAUUGGGUCUCUUGAAGU
Molecule: messenger RNA, 814 nt
Organism: Asparagus officinalis (garden asparagus)
Lineage: Eukaryota; Viridiplantae; Streptophyta; Magnoliopsida; Asparagales; Asparagaceae
Exons: 4
Source: RefSeq, a predicted model, not a curated record